This is a messenger RNA of Botrytis byssoidea, 648 nucleotides long. RefSeq lists its product as uncharacterized. The coding region runs from base 1 to 648 and encodes 215 amino acids. The transcript has a single exon. The record is from RefSeq and is a predicted model, not a curated record. NCBI's taxonomy places the organism in Eukaryota, Fungi, Ascomycota, Leotiomycetes, Helotiales, Sclerotiniaceae.
AUGUCCUCAACCGCUAUAGUUCAAACUCUCAGUAUUUCCAGCUCUCUCCUUGCCUCGGGAGGAAUAGCAACCCUCUCCCUGUUCAACGUUCCCGAAUUAAGAUCCCAACCAGCAUCCCGCGCUCUACCAUCAAUCCGCUGGCUCUUCUCUCGAGGCUCGCAUCUCUUCCCGGAAGCCGCAGCCCUCUCCAGCGCAGGCUUUGUUUACUUAGCCUAUGAGUCCCUGGCGCCGGGACAGAGCGCCCUACAAUUAUUGAAAGUCGUCAGUAAUAGCAGAACGAUCAACGGAUACUUGGCUGCAGCAGUUUUGAGUAUCAGUAUCGGGCCGUUUACUUCUUUUGUGAUGUUACCCACGAAUUUCGCGCUUAUAAGCAUGAAUGUGGAGAUGGGUGGUGCCAGGAGUGAGAAGUCCCAGGUAGAAGGGAGUGGUUCGGAAGAGAGACGUGCGAAAGAUUCUGUUAACGGUGAUGGAGAAGCGGCCGAGUUCACAGACCUUAGCGGACCUCAGGAAAAGACGCAAAAAGAGAGUUCGGCGGCUGAUGAUGAGAAGAUGAGGAGUCUUUUGGAUAAAUUUUCAGCGUUGAAUUGGGUUAGGGCAGGAUUGGUCGGUGGUGGGGGAAUUUUGGGACUAUGGAUUGCUCUUUCUUGA